Molecule: messenger RNA, 717 nt
Organism: Capronia coronata CBS 617.96
Lineage: Eukaryota; Fungi; Ascomycota; Eurotiomycetes; Chaetothyriales; Herpotrichiellaceae
Exons: 2
Coding region: 1-717 (238 amino acids)
Source: RefSeq, a predicted model, not a curated record
AUGCCAAAACUCACGGACAGCACGGCCAACAGCUUGCUCAAUAGUGAGGGAGUGGCAGACCAGCAAUUGGCCGAAGCAGAGGCACGACGGAAGGCCAGCGGCACUCCUGAACCAGACCGACGAAGUCGAUCUCAGAGUCCUCAUGCAAGGUCACGUUCGCUGUCUGCGCAUUCUUCAAGCUCAGUUUCAACUAUAUCCACUAGCAAAUCUCGCUCAGCCACGCCUCCGCGAAGCAGAGACCACCAACGGCCCAACAGAGACAGAGCGAGCCCCGCGCGCUUAGGGACGGCAGCAGCCAAUUCAUCCCGUAAGCGAAGACACCGGUCUGUUUCCAGUUCAUACUCUCGGUCACCCAGGUCGCCUCCCGGAAUGCCAGGCUCCCACCGGAAAAGCCGCCGGCAUAGAACCAUAAGUCCGAUCGAUCGAGGCAGGCCCAAUUCAAAACGUCGCGGGAGCCACCGCAGUAGGACCAACAGUCCGAGCAUGGACAAGAGUCAGAUCACCAAGGACAGGAGGUCAUUAGACGACUCGGACAAUGACUUCGAUGAUCGCGCCGGCACUCGUUAUCGGCAUGUGCAACCUCACGGGAGCAAUCACGGCUCACGGAGCCCAAGAGGAUUCAGAAUUCCUCAAGAGCAUCAUGGUCCGUCACGGCGAGAGCGCAGUUUGAGUCCGUAUAGCAAACGAUUGGCUUUGACGCAGGCGAUGAAUAUGUGA